Cinclus cinclus is the source of this 1053-nucleotide messenger RNA. RefSeq names its product CD209 antigen-like protein B. The record is from RefSeq and is a predicted model, not a curated record. Bases 1 to 1053 code for a protein of 350 amino acids. NCBI's taxonomy places the organism in Eukaryota, Metazoa, Chordata, Aves, Passeriformes, Cinclidae. The transcript is spliced from 7 exons.
AUGGCAUGUAAUGUCAGGUGCUCAGACACCCACCGAAUUAGUGCCGGUGCCAGGUUCCGUGCACAGCCUGGCACCCUCGAAGCUUCGGGCGGCUCUCGGAGCCUCCCUGCUCCUGUCUUCCCUGUAGUCCGUGCUCGGAGGGAUUCCUCGGCAUUUCGGCGAUUACAUGGUCUUCUCUCUGCUGUGGAGGCUGGCGAGGAUGCUCUACGCAGAAAAUUAUUCUUUUUCAUCCUUUCAAUGCCUUGGCUUUCACUACUAACAGUAAGAAGUGCAGUUAGCACAGAAAAACCUGAAAAGAAAAUUUACUCCUGCCCAGAACUUCAGCGCAGUGUUCCUGCAGCCAAUGUCUUACGAGCUAGAGAUGGUCCCAAAGUCCCACUAACAGAAACUAAAGACUUGCAGAGACAAGUAACUGCUUUGGAAACAAAUGCACAGAUUUUGGAGGCUGAAUUCAAUAGACACAAAAAAGAAAUCAUGUUGUCUUACUCAUCCUACAUCUUCAUAGCACUGGCUGCUUUGUUAGUGACUUGCCAUGCAUUGAGUAAGUGUCCAGGAAUUUCUGGGCUGCCUGGUAUCCCUGGAAGAGAUGGUGUGAAAGGUCUGCCUGAUUCUCUGGCCACCAAACGUCACUAUGCUUUAGCAAAUUUGAAACGCCGGCUGUUCCAACUUGAAGCUGUGCUUGCUUUGACUGGGAAAAUAAGAAAAGCAGGAGAGAAAAUGCUUGCCAGCAAUGGGAAGAAAGUUGACUUUGCAUCUGCACUACAGUCCUGUGAAGAGGUUGGAGGAACUCUUGCAGCCCCCAAGAAUGAGGAGGAGAAUAAAGCUAUUAUGGGCAUUGUGAAACAGUAUAACCAAUAUGCUUACUUGGGCAUUAGAAAGGGGGAGACUUCAGGUCAGUUUAGGUAUAUAAAUGACAUGCCUCUGAAUUACAGCAACUGGCACCAGCAUGAGCCUGAUGGCAAAGGGGAAGAGAAAUGUGUGGAGAUAUACACUGAUGGCACCUGGAAUGACAAAAAAUGCAAUAAGUACCGUCUCACAAUCUGCGAAUUUUAA